AAUGGGGGCAUUUUCGUAAUUUAAUUAUUAUGGGAAUAGUAAUAUCCAUACCUUUGCUUUUAUAAGUGUAUAGAUUUAAAGUAUUGAUUUAUACGACCCACCAAUAACUUUUAGAAUAAAGUCAAAGAUCACAAUCCUACUACGAGUACAUCUUAGUGAGGAUUCAAUUACUCUAUCCAACCUUCCUAUAUAACAUUAUCAAAAUAAAUUCUAGAAAAACCCAUUGUAAACUCUCAUGGCUAGUUUUUCUUUUCAAUCUUCAACUUCAUUUUAUCUCUCCUCUUUGUAAUCUCUUCACCAAGACAAUGGAAAUAUGCCGUUUUCUUAUGUAUUUAGCAAUAAUAUUUACCCUUUUAGUUGAAGAAUCAACAGCAACUCUUCAAGAGCUACUUAAAGGGUUCAUAGUAACUCCAAAUCCAACAGUAAAAAACUUCCAGCCAAUUCUGAGCGAUUCCAGCGGCGACUUCUCGCUCAGUUUCCUCCGAGUCAACCAGGAUCAGCUCGCCCUAGCCAUAGUCCAUGUUCCGUCAGGUGUGUCCCUCUGGCAAGCUAACUCGGUCGGGUUAGCUCGGUGGGGGAAACCCACUCGGCUAAUAUUCAAUGGCAGUCUUGUAUUAAGUGAUCUUGAUUCAGGGGUAUUUUGGUCUACGAGGACUGAGGGUGAUCGUGUUGUUCUUGCUAGUGCACCUAACUUGCGGAUUUCGAAAGCGGGGAAAUCAUCCUCUGUUUUAUGGCAAAGUUUUGAGUUUCCCUAUGAUACCCUUGUAGAGAAUCAAAAUUUUACUUCUGCCAUGUCGCUCGUUUCCUCGAAUGGGCUUUAUGCGAUGCGUUUAGGGCCCGACUUUAUCGGGUUGUACGCCAAGUUCAAAGGUCCGGGUUCAGACCCGGACCAAAUUUACUAUAGGCGUAGAGCUAUGCAAGCCAAGGCUAGUAUAAUACAAGGAGCUGGUCCGAUUUUGCUUCGUGUAAGCUCGGAUGGUUUUAUGGGAAUUUACCAAAAUGGGUCAAUCCCUAAUGAUGUACAAUCGUUCAAUAGUUACCAGAGGUCUGUAUCCGGACCUAGACGGAUUCGAGUAGAAAAUAACGGGAAUUUAAAAGGUUAUUAUUGGUCUGGGUCUAGUUGGGUUUUAGACUAUGAAGCUAUACCUGAAACAUGUGACUUACCAAGUCCAUGUGGGCCAUACGGGCUUUGCAGGCCCGGGGUUGGAUGUUCAUGUUUGGACAACCAAACCCAAGCCCAAAAUGGAGAUUGUUACCCUAAACAAGAGAUUGGAGACCUAUGUGGAAGUGAAGAGAAUAAGUUCCGGGAGAUACGAAGGACAGGAGUCGAACCCCCGUACAAAGAGCUUAUGGGGUACACCCAAACCGAAUCGUACGAGGAGUGUGAGAAGUCAUGUAUGAUGAAUUGCACAUGUUGGGGAGUAUUGUAUAACAAUGCUUCUAAAUUUUGUUACAAUGUGGAUUACCCUAUACAAACUAUUCUUGAGGUAGGACAUGAGAAUAAGAUGGGAUAUUUUAAGUUGUGGGAAGUUGCAAAGAAGAAAAGGGACCAAAGAUUGGGCAUUGGUAUUGGACUUUUAUGUGGGGCUAUGAUUGUGCUUGGGUUUGUUGUUGGAUUUGGAGUUUACAAGUUGUCUAAAAGAAAUAAAAGGUUUAAGAAUCGGAUCUUGGAGGAAGAUAAUAUUAAUGCAACCGGACCUUAUAAAGAUUUGGGAUCCUCAAGUUUUGGAUCAGUCGAAUUAAGCAAUAGAUGAUUAAUAAUAUUUGAUUAAAUUCCCCAUUUUUAAUGAUUUUUCUUAGUUAGUUUUAAAAGAUGCAUAUUUUUAUAACUCCAUUUGGAUAACGAUUAAUUUAUAUAGGAAUAUACUUUUAGAUUAGAUUGCAGAUUCAAAUCUUUUUAUUUUCUAUUUGUAAUUUAAUUUACUUAUGAGAUUUAUCUUAGAGUUUUGUUGUGUGAAUAACCUAUUCUUUUUUGCUUCAUUUCGGUUUCAAUAAUUAUUUUUAGUUAA
Spinacia oleracea (spinach) is the source of this 2009-nucleotide messenger RNA. Its product is annotated as PAN domain-containing protein At5g03700. Bases 306 to 1754 code for a protein of 482 amino acids. Gene Ontology annotation, biological process: recognition of pollen. Lineage: Eukaryota; Viridiplantae; Streptophyta; Magnoliopsida; Caryophyllales; Amaranthaceae. The record is from RefSeq and is a predicted model, not a curated record. The transcript has a single exon.